Molecule: messenger RNA, 6238 nt
Organism: Neolamprologus brichardi
Lineage: Eukaryota; Metazoa; Chordata; Actinopteri; Cichliformes; Cichlidae
Source: RefSeq, a predicted model, not a curated record
CGGAGGGCUGCUGUCUGCCUCCUCUCCUCUCCGGUGGUGUUGCCUCCCUGUCGCUGCAGUGCAUUGCUGCUCGCUCGCCCUCUCUCUCUCUCUCUCUCUUCCUUCCUCGCUUUUGUACCUCGCCUCUUCCUCCUUCUCACCCGUCUCUUCCACAUCCCUCUCAUCCUCCUCCCUGUGGAUGCCUCAGCCUUGCACCCCCGCCCCAGCAUCCCGGCAAAUGGUUGUUCCAUCCCCGGCAACUCUGGACGCAGGACGCAGCGAAAAGGCUCACAGCUCCGUUCUGAUUUGAGCACACUGCGGAUUGACUUGAAAGAGGGGCGGACCAGGGACAGUAGGGAAACGAGGAGACGCCUGACAGUGGCCAGGAUCUCAUUUCGCCAUGCCAGUGCCGGAUCAGCCUGCAGAGCAGGAGAAGGGGGCCAUGGUUCCCCCUGUGAUGCCAUCCUCCAAUGGAGACAGAUCUGAGACAGAGACAACCUCCUCUAUCCUUGCCUCUGUCAAAGAGCAGGAGCUUCAGUUUGAGCGUCUGACCAGGGAACUUGAGGCUGAGCGUCAGAUUGUUGCCACCCAGCUGGAGAGAUGCAAGCUGGGAUCAGAAGCAGGCAGCAUGAGCAGCAUUAGUUCUUCAGAUGAGCAAUUUCGCUGGAACUCUCAAGCUGAUGGACAGAAAGAUAUUGAGGAUGAGUUGACAACAGGUCUGGAGUUGGUGGAUUCCUGCAUUCGCUCCCUUCAGGAAUCAGGAAUACUAGACAGUGGAGAACGACCGGCUCUUCUUUCCCAGAGUUCCUUGCAGCUCAACUCCACCCCGGAGGCUUCGCUCCAGUACUCUGCCAGCUACCAUAGCAACCAGACCCUCGCCCUAAGCGACAGCAUCUCUGCAGCAACUCCUCAGCGCAGCGGGCAAGUUGGAGGAGCUGUGCACAGCUACAACCAGGUGACAUCAAGCCGUGCAGCCCAGCAGCAACAAUCACAGACUGGGCCGGGGUCAGGUAUCUACUACUCCAGUGCCACCUUACCUGCCCAGGGUUCCCCUCUGUCAGGAGGGGGAGGCUCAGGGUCCGGUUCCCCCAGUAAACUUCAACGUCUGGGAUCAGCCUCUGAUGCACAAGGAUACGCUACCACUCAGCGGCUGCCUUCCUCUUCUUCCUCCUCUCCCAAACAGUCUCCUGCUAAUCGAUUGGCCAAAUCAUACAGCACCACAGUUGCUGUGACAACAGCAGGAGGGGGCGGUUCCCCCCUGAGGGUGGCAUCUCCACCUAAUUCCACAGCAGGAGGGGGAGGGGCCAGCUCCACAUCUUCCCCUCUUCACCAGAUGAGUUCAGGCAUAGGGAGCUAUGCAACUCUGUCUCCCAAACGACUGGCAGCUCAUCACGCUUCUGACCAGUACAAGAUCUCCCACGAACUCUACGCUACUGCUACACUGCAGAGACCUGGAAGUCUGGCAGGUUCUCGUGGCUCCUACAGUAGUCAGCAUAGUCAAGAGCCCCUUCGGCCUCUGGGGUCCCCAGAGCACCACAUAGAUCCGAUCUAUGAAGAACGUGUCUAUCACAACAAGGGCCCCAUGAGAAGCCUUAGCCAGAGCCAGGGCCCAGACUCAGGGCCCUACCGCAACAACACAGACCUGACCAUGCGUAUCCAUGAUCAGGUCCGUGACCUAAGUUAUGUCCUCUGUCCCUACUUUCCUGCCAUAGCACCCUCCUCCCCUGGUGUCGACUCCGCCCCUUUGCAGCGCACUGGAAGUCACGGCACAGGAACAGGAAACUACAACCGCGGCGGGACCAACAACUAUGCCACAGUGGGGCCAGGCUACACCUCGAGUGGCGGUAGCGGAGAUGUAUAUGGUUCAGAUCCCUAUGUGGCUGACCCCUACCGUACCCUGCAGUACUGCCCUUCAGUGGUGGAAUCACCCUACAGCAAGUCAGGACCAGCUCUGCCGCCCGAAGGCACCCUGCAGCGUUCACCUUCUAUUGACUCUAUUCAAAAAGAUCCAAGAGAGUUUGGGUGGAGAGAUCCAGAGUUGCCAGAGGUGAUCCAGAUGUUACAGCACCAGUUCCCAUCGGUGCAGUCCAAUGCUGCAGCCUACCUACAGCAUCUCUGUUUUGGAGACAACAAGAUCAAAGCUGAGAUCCGUAGACAGGGAGGCAUCCAGCUGCUCGUUGAUCUACUGGACCACAGGAUGAGUGAGGUCCAUCGCAGCGCCUGCGGAGCCUUGAGAAACCUGGUGUAUGGCAAGGCCAAUGAUGAGAACAAAGUAACCCUGAAGAACUGCGGGGGGAUUCCUGCCUUGGUCCGCCUGCUGAGGAAGACCGGAGAUGUGGAAAUCAGAGAGCUAGUCACAGGUGUGCUUUGGAACCUGUCAUCAUGUGAUGCACUGAAGAUGCCAAUCAUCCAGGAUGCCUUGGCCGUUCUGACCAAUAGUGUCAUCAUACCCCACUCUAACUGGGACUCCUCCCCAAAUCACCAUGAUGACCGCAAGCUCCACAUUCAUACAUCCCAGGUGCUGCGCAAUGCUACAGGCUGUCUCAGGAACGUAAGCUCAGCAGGUGAGGAGGCGAGACGAAGGAUGAGGGAGUGUGAUGGGCUGACAGAUGCUCUGCUCUACGUUAUCCAGACCUCUCUGGGCAGCAAUGAGAUCGACAGCAAGACUGUGGAGAACUGUGUUUGCAUCCUGAGGAACCUGUCAUACCGACUGGCUGCUGAGACAUCUCAUGGUCAGCAAGGGGGGUUGGAAGAGCUGGAUGGCCUGCUUUGUGACGCCAAUGGUCGCGAUGGAGAGAGCUCUGGUUGCUGGGGCAAGAAGAAGAAGAAAAAGAAGGGAGCUGACCAGUGGGAUGGCGUGGGCCCCUUUCCCGACACGGCAGAGCCCCCCAAAGGAGUUCAGAUGCUGUGGCACCCCACCAUCGUCAAGCCCUACCUCACCCUGCUGUCGGAAUGCUCCAAUCCUGACACUCUAGAGGGUGCAGCUGGGGCUCUGCAGAACCUGGCUGCAGGCAGCUGGAAGUGGUCAGUGUACAUCCGUGCUGCUGUCCGUAAGGAGAAAGGCCUUCCCAUCCUAGUGGAAUUAUUGAGGAUAGACAAUGACAAAGUCGUGUGCGCUGUCGCCACUGCUCUCAGAAAUAUGGCUUUGGACAUCAGGAACAAGGAGCUCAUUGGUGAACACUCAGCAAAGGUGGUAAAGGCAGCUUCUCAAGUCCUCAGCAGUAUGUGGCAGUACAGAGACCUGCGCUCUCUCUACAAGAAGGAUGGCUACUCCCAGUAUCACUUUGUGGGCUCUGCCUCAACAAUAGAAAGAGACCGGCAGAGGCCCUAUUCUUCCUCAAGAACUCCCUCGGUCUCUCCUGUAAGGACAUCUCCAAAUAACCGCUCUGCGAGCGCCCCAGCCUCCCCCAGAGAGAUGAUGAGUCUGAAGGAACGCAAGAUGGACUACGAUUCCACGGCAACCAACGCCGGUUUCCAUAGCAACAAAGGAGAGCACACAUCCCGGAAAGACGGCAUGGCAGUUCAAAUUUCCUGUGGGACAUCUACACUGUUCCGAAACUCUUACCUGACCGCCAGCGAUGAUAUCAAGCAAAACCAGGGUCCACCCCAGCCCUGCGUUGUGCCCCCUCAGCCCCAGCUGGACAGUCCAUCAGCAGCCGUGCUAAAAGACUACGACCCCUACCCUCCCCCUCCCUCCUUCCCCCAGCCUCAGCCACCGCAGCCUCCACCUCACAGCCAGAGCCGGAGCUUUGACGAGGCCUACUACGAGGACCAAGGACCACCGCCACCUCCGCCACCCCAGCCACAGCCACCGGUCCAGGCUCAGGCCCAGCCUCAGGCCCCACCCCAGCAACCUCCAAACUCCACCGGACCACCCAGGGACCCGCGGGAAGAUCUGCGCAUGCAUCUGGGCCUCAAAUCAACCGGCAACUACGUAGACUUCUACUCGGCCUCUCGGCCAUACAGCGAACUAAACUACGAGACCAGCCACUAUCCGGCCUCACCUGACUCCUGGGUCUAGUUAGACUACAGUGUUGGGGGGCAAGAAAGAGUCUGUGUGUGCUUGUGUGAAAGGGAUUAUUUUUGCAAGACAUCAGCAGUGAUUAUAAGUGGUAUUUUGAAAGCGAUCUUGUAGCCAGUGGCAGGAAAUUUAUGUUCUUUAAAAUAAGUGGGAUAGCAGAGCUGGAUGGGGAUAGGAAGUGAAGUCAGGUCGAGCGACAAAGAGAGACUGCAUGUGCAUGUGAACUUUUUUUUCCAGACCAGUUUAUUUCUUUAAAGUCAGCUCCAUUUCACCAGUGAGUGGAGCUAGUGGAAGUAGAUAUGACAAAGUGUGUUUGACAGUUUGAGCUAAGAGUAGGAAACAGAAUAUAAAAAGAGAGAAAAUGACCAGACGGAUAGAGUAUGCAGAUGUCAAGAGAGAAGAAGAGGGCGCUAGGAUAAAGAAAUAAGCAGAAGUUGAGGGAGCGUUAUUACUCUGUAGGAGCAAAGAGCUGUCUGACCUAAGGAGGAGAUGAGAGACAAAGAUGGCAUGAGGGUUCUUGAAGAGGUCAGGAAGAAUAAAAGCACAGAGAAAGAUGAAAGCACAUCAGGCAACAAGCAAGAAGUGGAUGUUUACCAUUUCACCCAAGUGACAAACGUAGCACUGCUUUUAUCCCCCUUUUUUGUUGCAAUGGCCUUGCCGCCUCCAGAGGCUUCUGAAUUUGUGUUCAAGGAAUGUCAUCUUCAAGAGACUUCUUUUUUUUGUCGUCAUUCUUUUACAUCUUUUUUAUUUGUACUUUUCUAAAUUUUCACUUUCAGCAAAACAAAAAGAAACUUUUUAUUUUCUGUGUACAGUAAAAGGUGAUAUAGUGUGUAUAUUACACGUUUUUGAUGGGCCACUUAUACAAACAUAAUUUAUUUUCCAUGACUGACUGCUGACUGAAACAUCAAAAGCAACAAAAAAAUAAGCGAAAUGUGAACACGAGAAUCAGACCUGACAGACAUCAUCAGGAUGGGUGUCAGCAGACACUUUUGUUUUGGCCCCCCUUUCCUUUCCCAGGAAGAGAGGAAGCACUGCGAUAUUUGUGUUUUUCUCUCUCCAUCGAGUGAAUUUUGUCAUGGACACAGUAAAGAGCAGUUCAAAGCUGCCAAAGCAUCAGUUUGGCAGAGCAGCAUUGUUCCAGAGUCCCCGUCAACUAAAGUGCUUUUUCACUGCCUAAAGAUUAUAUGUGUAUGUUUAAAGCACACUCUCUGUCUUUGGAAAGGUUUGUCUUUUCACUUUGGGGAAUCUGACAUGUUUGACAAUGUCAACUUUUAGUGGUUUGUCAUCAUCACCUCUGCAUAAAAAAAACAAAACUGUUUCGAGUUUUUUUUUUUUUCACAUCAGUGAAAGCCGCCAGUAUUGUACAUCUCAGUGUACAGUAGAGACAAAGGAAGACGAGAGAGAAAGGUCUUGUGCCAAACUUUGACACACAGUGGACCAGUCCAAGAGGACUUUAAAAGGAAAUUUUUGUCGACGUUUACAGACGAUGUAGACUGGCCGACUCACUCUGCUGUUUGUAACUUUUAUUUUCUUGUGUUUUUGAUCAGGUGAAGCUGUACUUAUUGCUGGGAAUCAUGGGUAAUGUCUCUCUCCCGUAGAUGUACAGACCUGCCUCUCCGUGUUGGCUGAGCACAUGUGGGUGUGUAUGCGGAUGUGUGUGUGGGCGGGGGGGGGUUGACGUGUGUGCGCACGCGUGUGUUUGUGUACAUGUGCAUGUAUGUGACAGAAUGUGUGGCCUGUGUGUACACGUAAACUUGAGCGAGCGUAUCUAUGCAUGCAUGUGUGUAGUAGUGUGCGUAUGCCUCUGUUGCGUGUAUGUGUGUGAGCGUUCCUGUACAAAUCAAUGUCCAAACAAGGCAUUCCUACCGACAGUUUGUCCAGUUUUACAACAUGAAAAACCAAGGAAAAAAAUCACUAGAAGGAAUUGUUGAUAUAGAAUGACAAAUCUAUAAAUAUAUGAAUAUGAAUAUAAAUAUAUAUAUAUAAAUAUAUAUAUAAUUUUUAUGUGCUGAUGUCAGUGUCACUAAAUGCAACAAAUGUUUGCAGAGAAAACAAUUAUGUGGUGUACAACAGGACUCUUGUUCACUUGACCUAAAAAUGGAAACUGCUGAUCGGGACCCCCCCCCACCCCAGUCGAGACAAAAAGAGAAAUCCCACCUGAAGAUGCUCAGGCUCUGGUGCGAGUUGUGUGUUGUGUGUCCAUGCUUCUUAGAUGACCCUGCUGAGAGAGGACCGUAC